Lotus japonicus is the source of this 2239-nucleotide messenger RNA. Its product is annotated as transcription initiation factor IIF subunit alpha-like. Gene Ontology annotation, molecular function: TFIIF-class transcription factor complex binding; DNA binding; RNA polymerase II general transcription initiation factor activity. Gene Ontology annotation, biological process: positive regulation of transcription elongation by RNA polymerase II; transcription initiation at RNA polymerase II promoter. The record is from RefSeq and is a predicted model, not a curated record. Gene Ontology annotation, cellular component: transcription factor TFIIF complex; nucleus. Bases 255 to 1898 code for a protein of 547 amino acids. The transcript has 9 exons. Lineage: Eukaryota; Viridiplantae; Streptophyta; Magnoliopsida; Fabales; Fabaceae.
CCCAAAGAGUGCGUCACUCCAUUAUUGAUUCAUUCCAAUCCAAAUUCCAAUUAAGGCCUCCCUCCGCGACUGCAAAUUUCUUCCCGAUUCGAACAUUGCGUUGGACUACGGCGCUCACAAUUUCAACGCCGAGCACAAAAAAUUUCAACUGAAAUCUAAUCUCACGAUCGGAACCCUAGAAAUUCCGCGUGUUUCUUCGAACCGGUGAAGUUAAUCCUGUGGUUUCGCGACACAGAGUAGAAGAAAGAACGGCGAUGGAUUUGCAAUUGAAGUCAAGCUGUAGCGGAUGCGGUUCAACCGCCGAUCUCUACGGCAGCAAUUGCAAGCACAUGACUCUCUGCUUGACCUGCGGCAAAACCAUGGCGGAGAAUCGCGCCAAAUGCCGCGACUGUGGCGCCACCCUAAAUCGCUUGAUUCGAGAAUACAGUGUUCGUGCAAGUUCUCCCAGUGAUAAACACUACUGUAUCGGAAGAUUCAUGACUGGGUUGCCUGAUUUUUCAAGGAAGAAAAGUGCUGAAAACAAGUGGUCUCUGCAGAAGGAUGGACUACAGGGUCGCCAAAUUACUGAUACUUUAAGGGAGAAGUACAAGAACAAGCCUUGGGUCUUAGAGGACGAAACAGGUCAGUCCCAGUUCCAGGGUCAUCUAGAAGGUUCACAAUCAGCUACCUAUUAUCUUCUGAUGAAAGAAAAGAAGGAGUUUGUUGCCAUUCCUGCUGGUUCUUGGUACAACUUUAACAAGGUUGCACAAUAUAAGCAAUUGACUUUGGAGGAAGCGGAAGAGAAAAUGAAAAAUAGAAAGAAAACUGCUGAUGGAUAUGAAAGAUGGAUGAUGAAAGUGGCAAAUAAUGGGCCUGCUGCAUUUGGUGAACAUGGGAGGUUUGAUGACAAGGAAAGCAUUACAGGUGGAGGGAGAAGCCGUAAAAAAACUGGUGAGGAUGAUGAAGGUAAUGUCUCUGAUAAAGAAGAUAGAGAAGAGGAGGAUGACGAGGAGGAGGCAGAAAGGAAAAAUAGAUUUGGACAGAAUAAGAAAGGAGGUGGUGAUGACGAUGAUGAUGAAGGUCCAAGGGGAGGGGACCUUGAUGAUGAUGACUUUGAUGUUGAGAAGGGUGAUGAUUGGGAACAUGAAGAGAUUUUCACUGAUGAUGAUGAAGCCGUCGGCAACGAUCCAGGGGAAAGGGAAGAUUUGGCUCCUGAAGUCCCUGCUCCUCCUGAAAUCAAGCAGGAUGAUGAUGAGGAGGAGGAGGAGGAUCGAGAUAAUGAAGAGGGGGGAGGUCUGAGUAAAUCUGGGAAAGAGCUGAAGAAGCUGCUUGGGCGAUCUGGUGGUAUGGAUGAAUCAGAUGCAGAGGAUGAGGAUGAUGAUGAAGACGAUAUGGAUGAUGAGGAUGGUGUUCCUCCUGUGACUGCUAUAAAGCAGAAGGAUGCACCUAAGGAAGAACCUGUUGACAACAGCCCUUCAAAAACCAUGGCAACAGGAUCUGCUCGUGGAACACCUUCUUCUUCAAAGUCUUCUAAGGGGAAGAGAAAAUCAAAUGAGGAAGCAAAGCCAUCCAAUGGUGCAACACCAAAGAAGGUGAAGACAGAAAAUGAAUCAAAAUCAUCUACCAAAGAUGUAAGUGGGUCUGCUUCUAAAAGUAAUCCACCUCCAAAAAGUACACCACAACCAUCAUCAUCAAAAGCUGGGCCUUCUACCACAGCUUCUGGACCUGUUAGUGAGGAAGAAAUUAGGGCUGUUUUGUCACAGAAGACCCCAGUGACCACGCAGGAUCUUGUAGCUAAAUUUAAGGCAAGAUUAAGAUCUCCAGAGGACAAGCAAGCAUUUGCUGAGAUCCUGAAGAGAAUCUCUAAGAUACAGAAGACUGCAAACGGGUCCAGUUAUGUUAUCCUGAGAGAUAAGUGACACUCUUCAAAAUUUCCCAAUGGUUGGUUGUGAGGGAAGAUGCAACAUCGAAAAGAAUAUCAGUUAUUAUACGUUGUAUAUUUUUCACAUGUUGGGCACCAUCUUGGAGAUGCUAUGACUAAUUUUCUAUUAGGAUUAGUAAGCUAACGACCAUUAAGUGCACGACUAUGACUUGUCGACUUUGGUAUAACAAUGCGUUGGAAAAUUGAUUUCAAUGGGAUGGACAAGGAGACUGUGUAUAUAGUAAUGCAUUGAAUAAAAUGUGUAUGCCAACGACAUGGUAGAUGUAUAACAUGCCACUUAUUUUUAACAAUGAUGGAAAUGGAUUUUGAUUUUGUACA